UGGCGUUUCACCAUGUAGCUAAAGCUAAAGCGCCAUUUGCUAAUAAGCUAGCUACCCGAAGCCCAAGAGAGUUCACAUCUGUUAAUUUGCUACGCACGAGCUUAGUUUGUUGGCUCGGCGUUUUGGCUUUGCUGCUUUCUUGCUCUUGCGAGUGAAUAAGAAGCGAUCUUUGUGUGUGUACGUGCAAACGGUGCAAGAGCGUGUGGCAAUGGGGAGGCAGCCGUGCUGCGACAAGGUGGGCCUGAAGAAGGGGCCCUGGACGGCGGAGGAGGACCAGAAGCUCGUCAGCUUCCUCCUCAGCAACGGCCAAUGCUGCUGGCGCGCCGUCCCCAAGCUCGCCGGGCUGCUCCGGUGUGGGAAGAGCUGCCGGCUGCGGUGGACCAACUACCUCCGGCCGGACCUGAAGCGCGGGCUGCUGUCGGAGUCGGAGGAGAAGACGGUGAUCGAGCUGCACGCGGAGCUGGGCAACCGGUGGUCCAAGAUCGCGUCCCACCUGCCCGGCCGGACCGACAACGAGAUCAAGAACCACUGGAACACGCACAUCAAGAAGAAGCUCAAGAAGAUGGGCAUCGACCCGGCCACCCACAAGCCCCUCCUCCACUCCGCCUCCGCUCCUCCCCCUCCUCCCCAGCAGAAUUCGCUUGAGGAGAAGGCAACUGCCGUCGUUGCUGCCACGACGGGGAGAGUGCAGGACGAAUUCUGCGCCGACGACGCGAUCAUGCAGCUGCUGGACGACAUCAUCUUGCCGUGCGACGUCGUCGUGGCACCGGCACCGCUCGACACCACGGAUUCAUCGCCGGCUGAGUCAUCGUCGUCGUCGUCGAGUUUGGGUGGGGGGUUUGAGGAUGACUGCUGGCUGCCGCAGAUGAUGGAGUGGCCGGCCGAGUCGAUGUACCUGAUGGGGCUGGACGACAUGGUCACCGGACCGGCGGCGGCGUCGGCGUGGGAGUUCGAGGACCCGUUCAACACGUACCAGAGGAUCGCCCUGUUUGAUCACCAGGACACAUGGGCUUGAUCAAACCGAUCGAUCCAUCGGAAUAUAUCUUAUUCUUUAUAACGAAAUUCAUUACUUAAUGCCUUCUUAUAUGUUAUUGGCUUAUUGCUACUAGUUGUACUGCUACGUUGUAAAAACUCAUGGGCCCGCCUAGUGGUCUUCCAACAGUAUUUAGAGGGGAGAUAGAUACUAGUAAGAAAAUAAUAAAGAGAAAUGAAGUGGUUGUGUCUGUGAGGGAGACAUUGCGUAUGCACCCUCUUUCCUUUUUUAACCCCCAGUUACUCUUCCAUAUUUUUUUCAGACUUCUUUUUGGUACAACUUGGGUGUGAGGGGGACAUUUCAUAUGCACCCUCUUUCCUGAUUUACCACACAGGCACUUGUCUAUUUUUUCAGACUUCUUUUCGGAACAUGUGUAUGGCAUGCACAUACGCAUGCAUGCAAGUGAAA
This is a messenger RNA of Brachypodium distachyon (stiff brome), 1441 nucleotides long. RefSeq names its product transcription factor MYB20. The transcript has 2 exons. NCBI's taxonomy places the organism in Eukaryota, Viridiplantae, Streptophyta, Magnoliopsida, Poales, Poaceae. Bases 209 to 1015 code for a protein of 268 amino acids. The record is from RefSeq and is a predicted model, not a curated record.